AUGCAGAUCCCAGACCGCCAGCCCAGUUUCUCCUGGGGCGCCAAAACCUCACAAGCACUAUUCAGUGCACAGAACAAGAAGCCCAAGCCAAGCACACAUGAGCACGAGACAGCUUCAAGCAGUCUCGCUGCAGAAGCAGGUAUUAAUGUCGACUGGACUUUCACACAAGCGGUCUCUGCUACAACUGUGGCACCUGUACCAGCUGCUCUUGAGUUGACGAGCAAAAAGCCUCGGUCAUUCAAAUCCGACGUAGCAUGGCCGCUUCAACGCCGACCAAGCAGCAUACGCACAUCAAUAAUCACAGCACCACCAGAUGUCCCACUACCAAAUGCACCUCCACGCAGCCACAGCUUGCGACGUUCACAUCACGCCCGACUCCCAUCCUUCAGUCCUCUCGACGCCUUCUCCCUCGCACUAGCGCAGAAAGAGACAGCAGCAGGAGCAGCAGGAGCAGCAUCAACUCCACCUAGCCAAGAUGUCACCACCUCUCAAACUUUAGAAAGACCAACUUCAAGCAAAAGGAAGAGCAGCAUUCGUCCUACUUCAGCGCUUACAUUAUCUUCUGUCUAUAAAGACCCCUACCAGCCUCAUCCCGUCACGGACAGUAAAUCAAUUAACGGAUCUGUUACGUCCUUGCGACCAGAUUCUAUGCCUCUCUUCCUUGUCGGUUCUAUGAAAGCUGGCAGGAUUGACUUCCCCGUCUCAGUGGACGGGGAGAAAGCCGCUGAGCGUUUGUCCUCCGCUGGCGAGAGAGAGCGCGAUAGGAGGAGAAGUCGAGGCAGGAGUCGAAACCGAGACCGAAGCGUGAAGAGCGUACAGUCUACAUCGCUCCCAAAGGGCAAUUCAUACGUCGAGGAUGUACAUCCUGGGAGCCUGUAUAUUAGUAAUACUGUCGAUGACAAUACGGAAAGGGAUCUUGAAUGCGGUACCUCUGAGCGGGAUCCAACCCAAACCUACAGACCUCUAAGUGCAGCCCACGACUGUUGAUGAGCUUCAGACUAUUGCCAAUGUUUCUGGUCGAUUCUGACAACAAUGGAUCAAUUUAAUUGCCUGC
This is a messenger RNA of Cadophora gregata, 1054 nucleotides long. RefSeq lists its product as uncharacterized. Bases 1 to 987 code for a protein of 328 amino acids. The record is from RefSeq and is a predicted model, not a curated record. Lineage: Eukaryota; Fungi; Ascomycota; Leotiomycetes; Helotiales; Ploettnerulaceae. The transcript is spliced from 3 exons.